UGGGGCCCCUCGAGGCCUGAGGGAUUCUCCCCUGACAAGCCUUUGCCACUUUUUCACUCUGGACCCUCACCCAGGACCCAGCUUUCUGCCUGAGCCUGAGCUAGGACUCCCUCCUGGGGACUACCCGGGUUCCUUUGGCUGCAGCCCUACUGCCCACUUUGAGUCUACGAAUCCGAAAAAGCCAGAGGGAGGGAGCUGCCAGCCAGGCACAACCGACAACACUGGAACCAUGACAACCAGCCACCAGCCUCAGGACAGGUAUAAGGCAGUAUGGCUCAUCUUCUUCAUGCUGGGCCUGGGGACAUUGCUCCCCUGGAAUUUUUUCAUGACAGCAACUCAGUAUUUCACAAACCGCCUGGACCUGUACCAGAAUGUGUCCUCAGCCACUGACAAACCAAGCAAGGACACCGAGGCCUUGCCUGCCCCCACAGUGACCUUGCCAGAGCGAAGUCCUCUCAGUGCCAUCUUCAGCAAUGUCAUGACUUUGUGUGCCAUGUUGCCCCUGCUGCUCUUCACCUGCCUCAACUCUUUUCUGCAUCAGAGGAUCUCUCAGUCUGUUCGGAUCCUGGGCAGCCUGGUGGCCAUCCUGCUGGUGUUCCUCAUCACUGCCAUCUUGGUGAAAGUGGAGGUGGAUGCCCUGACUUUCUUCAUCAUCACCAUGAUCAAGAUCGUGCUCAUUAACUCAUUUGGUGCCGUUUUGCAAGCCAGCCUCUUUGGUCUGGCUGGCGUCCUGCCUGCCAACUACACAGCCCCCAUCAUGAGUGGCCAGGGCCUGGCUGGCUUCUUCACCUCUGUGGCCAUGAUCUGUGCCAUUGCCAGUGGCUCCAAGCUGUCAGAAAGUGCCUUUGGCUAUUUUAUCACAGCCUGUGUAUUUGUCAUCUUGGCCAUAGUGUGUUACCUGGCUCUGCCUCGGCUGGAAUUCUAUCGGUAUUACCUACAGCUGAACCUUGAGGGGCCCUCUGACCAGGAGACCAAGUUGGAUCUUAUCAGUAAAGCAGGAGAGGAACCAAGAGGAGGAAGAGAGGAAUCCGGGGUACCAGCUCGCAGCUCUCCACCCAGCAGCAAAAACCACUCUAUCAAGGCUAUACUUAAGAAUAUCUCAGUCCUGGCUUUGUCCGUCUGCUUCAUUUUCACUGUCACCAUUGGGUUGUUCCCUGCUGUGACUACUGAGGUUGAAUCCAGCAUUGCCGGCACCAGUGCCUGGAAGAGCUACUACUUCAUUCCUGUGGCUUGUUUCUUAAAUUUCAAUGUCUUUGACUGGCUAGGCCGGAGUCUCACAGCUAUUUGCAUGUGGAUGCCUGAGGAGGUGCACCAUGGCGAGGAAGAGGUGGAGACCUUUGCCUUCCAGGCAGAAAUCGCCCAGCUCAUGUCCUUGAUCAUAAAUACUUUCUACUCAAACAAGGAGAUUUUCCUUCGAGAAUUGAUCUCCAAUGCUUCUGAUGCCUUGGACAAGAUUCGCUAUGAGAGCCUGACAGACCCUUCCAAAUUGGACAGCGGCAAAGAGCUGAAGAUUGACAUCAUCCCCAACCCUCAGGAGCGCACGCUGACUUUGGUGGACACGGGCAUUGGCAUGACCAAAGCUGAUCUCAUAAAUAACUUGGGAACCAUUGCUAAGUCUGGCACAAAGGCUUUCAUGGAGGCUCUCCAGGCUGGUGCAGACAUAUCCAUGAUUGGGCAGUUUGGUGUUGGAUUCUACUCUGCCUAUCUCGUGGCAGAGAAAGUGGUUGUGAUCACAAAGCACAAUGAUGACGAGCAGUAUGCUUGGGAGUCCUCUGCUGGUGGAUCCUUCACAGUGCGUGCAGACCAUGGUGAGCCCAUUGGCCGGGGUACCAAAGUCAUCCUUCAUCUCAAAGAAGACCAGACAGAGUACUUAGAGGAGAGGAGGGUCAAGGAAGUGGUGAAGAAACACUCGCAGUUCAUAGGCUAUCCCAUCACCCUCUAUUUGGAGAAGGAACGAGAGAAGGAGAUCAGUGAUGAUGAGGCAGAAGAAGAGAAGGGUGAGAAAGAGGAAGAAGAUAAGGAUGAUGAGGAAAAGCCAAAGAUUGAAGAUGUAGGAUCAGAUGAGGAGGAUGACAGUGGCAAAGAUAAGAAAAAGAAAACGAAGAAGAUUAAGGAGAAAUACAUUGAUCAGGAAGAGUUGAAUAAGACUAAGCCCAUUUGGACCAGAAACCCUGAUGACAUCACUCAAGAAGAAUAUGGUGAUUUCUAUAAGAGCCUCACCAAUGAUUGGGAGGACCACUUGGCAGUCAAGCACUUCUCUGUAGAGGGUCAGUUGGAAUUCAGAGCAUUGCUCUUCAUUCCUCGGCGAGCUCCCUUUGACCUUUUUGAGAACAAGAAGAAGAAGAACAAUAUCAAACUGUACGUCCGUCGUGUGUUCAUCAUGGACAGCUGUGAUGAGCUGAUCCCCGAGUACCUCAACUUUAUCCGUGGCGUGGUGGACUCUGAGGACCUGCCCCUGAACAUCUCUCGAGAAAUGCUCCAACAGAGCAAGAUCCUGAAAGUUAUCCGUAAAAACAUUGUGAAGAAGUGCCUUGAGCUCUUCUCUGAGCUGGCUGAAGACAAAGAGAACUAUAAGAAAUUCUACGAGGCCUUCUCCAAGAACUUAAAGCUUGGAAUCCAUGAAGAUUCCACUAACCGUCGGCGUCUCUCUGAGCUGCUGCGCUAUCAUACCUCUCAGUCUGGAGAUGAGAUGACUUCCCUGUCAGAAUAUGUGUCCCGCAUGAAGGAGACACAGAAGUCCAUCUAUUACAUCACUGGUGAGAGCAAAGAGCAGGUAGCCAACUCUGCCUUUGUGGAGCGUGUGCCGAAGCGAGGCUUUGAAGCGGUGUACAUGACUGAGCCUAUUGAUGAGUACUGCGUGCAACAGCUCAAGGAGUUUGAUGGAAAGAGUCUGGUCUCAGUGACUAAGGAAGGCCUGGAGCUGCCAGAAGAUGAGGAAGAGAAGAAGAAAAUGGAGGAGAGCAAGGCAAAAUUUGAGAAUCUCUGCAAGCUCAUGAAGGAGAUCUUGGAUAAGAAGGUUGAGAAGGUGACCAUCUCCAAUAGGCUAGUGUCUUCACCCUGCUGCAUUGUGACAAGCACCUAUGGCUGGACAGCCAACAUGGAGCGGAUCAUGAAGGCCCAGGCACUCAGAGACAACUCUACCAUGGGCUACAUGAUGGCCAAAAAGCACCUAGAGAUCAACCCUGACCACCCCAUCGUGGAGACUCUGAGGCAGAAGGCUGAGGCAGAUAAAAACGACAAAGCUGUCAAGGAUCUGGUGGUGCUGCUGUUUGAGACUGCUCUGCUCUCCUCUGGUUUCUCACUUGAGGAUCCCCAAACCCACUCCAACCGCAUCUACCGCAUGAUCAAACUAGGCCUGGGUAUCGAUGAAGAUGAGGUGACAGCAGAGGAGCCCAGUGCUGCUGUUCCUGAUGAGAUCCCCCCACUCGAGGGUGAUGAGGAUGCCUCCCGCAUGGAAGAAGUAGAUUAGAGAUCCCCUGGGAAGACCAUGUCCUCUGUAUAGUUUCCCUGAGCCCCACCCCCCAUGCCUUGGCUGGCCCCAACCUACCUGGCUCUCUGUUCAAGCUAGAGGAUCUCUUUAUCCUGUCCUUGUGCCUUAAGGCAGGAAAGUCCCCUCCCACAGAAUAGCAGGGUUGGGUAUUGUGUAUUGUGGUUUUGUUUGUUUUAUUUUGUUCUGAAAUUAAAAGUAUGUGAAAAUAAAGAAAAUGCAGUUUCA
Messenger RNA from Cricetulus griseus (Chinese hamster), 3715 nucleotides. Lineage: Eukaryota; Metazoa; Chordata; Mammalia; Rodentia; Cricetidae. The record is from RefSeq and is a predicted model, not a curated record.